Myotis daubentonii (Daubenton's bat) is the source of this 4041-nucleotide messenger RNA. It is a transcript of the gene MRS2, whose product is annotated as magnesium transporter MRS2. NCBI's taxonomy places the organism in Eukaryota, Metazoa, Chordata, Mammalia, Chiroptera, Vespertilionidae. Gene Ontology annotation, cellular component: mitochondrial inner membrane. The record is from RefSeq and is a predicted model, not a curated record. Gene Ontology annotation, biological process: mitochondrial magnesium ion transmembrane transport. Gene Ontology annotation, molecular function: magnesium ion transmembrane transporter activity.
GGAGGGCGGGACCUCGGGCGCGUGCGCGGGGUCGCAAAGUGCCGCUGACCCGCCAGCGACCGGCAUGAGGGGCUGGGCGCUCGCUGCCGCCCCCGCCUCACUGCCGCGCCAUGGAAUGCCUGCGGGGCCUGCCCCGGCUCCUGCCGCGCGCGCUGCGGCUGCCCCCGCGCGUCCUGUGCGCCCCGGCCUGGGGCCUGACCCCCGCGCGCGCCGCCGGACCCCUCGGAGGGAGCUGGGCCGCGCUGCCCGGCGCACCGCGCGGGCCCCGCCUGGCAGGUGAAAUGCACCUGCUGAGAACGUCCGAUGUCGCUCAGGCCACGCUCGCCAGCGUAGCCCCCGUGUUUACUGUGACAAAAUUUGACAAAGGAGGAAAUGUGACGUCUUUUGAAAGGAAGAAAACGGACUUGUACCAAGAGUUAGGCCUUCAGGCCAGAGAUCUGCGCUUCCAGCACCUCGUGAGCAUCUCCACCAGAAACAACAGGAUCAUCCUGAGGAUGGAGUACCUGAAAGCGGUGAUCACCCCCGAGUGUCUCCUGAUCCUGGAUUAUCGUCACUUAAACCUGGAGCAGUGGCUGUUCCGGGAGCUCCCCGCGCAGCUGGCCGGAGAGGGCCAGCUGGUCACGUACCCUCUGCCCUUUGAGUUCAGAGCCAUGGAAGCACUCCUGCAGUACCGGAUCAGCAAGCUGCAGGGGAAGCUGCGCCUGCUGGAGCCCCGGAUCCUCGACACCCUGGAGGCGUUAGUGGACCCCAAACACUCCUCUGUGGACAGAAGCAAACUGCACAUCCUGCUGCAAAACGGCAAGAGCCUGUCCGAGCUGGAGACGGACGUGCGGAUGUUCAAGGAGGCGAUCCUGGAGAUCCUGGACGACGAGGAGCGGCUGGAGGAGCUCUGCCUCAGCAAGUGGAGCGACCCCGAGGUCUUUGAGCAGAGCAGCGCGGGCAUCGACCACGCGGAGGAGAUGGAGCUGCUGCUGGAGAACUGCCACCGGCUGGCCGAGGACCUGGCGCACGCGGCCCGCGAGCUGCGGGCGCUGAUCGACGACUCGCAGAGCGUCAUCUUCCUCAACCUGGACAGCCACCGCAACGUCAUGAUGCGGCUGAACCUGCAGCUGACCAUGGGCACCUUCUCGCUCUCGCUCUUCGGCCUGAUCGGAGUCGCCUUUGGGAUGAAUUUGGAGUCGUCCCUUGAGGAGGACCACAGGGUGUUCUGGCUGGUCACCGGGAUCAUGUUCAUGGGCAGUGGCCUGAUCUGGAGGCGGCUGCUGUCCUUCCUCGGGCGGCAGCUGGAGGCUCCCGUGCCUCCGAUGGUGGCCUCCUUACCGAGGAAGACGCUGCGGGCAGACGGGCGGCUGGACACGAAGCCCAGCCUCAGGCCGGACGGGCUGGGGUCCAGCAGGAGCGUCCUCACGCCCCGGUGAGCGCGGCUCGCACAGCGGUCGCUGGUGAGACUGAGCCAAGCACAGAGCGACGUUGUCGUCCGAGGGAGGCCGGCGAGCGACCGACCAGGACGUGACCACGCUUUCCAGGCUCCAAGGAGACCCAGGGCUUCUUGGUCAGAGGCCAGGACUCUGCUCUGCAGCCUGCAGAGCUGCCUUCACAGCCGGAGGCCGGCAGGGGCUGACGGAACCGCGGUGCGGCCUGGACCUGACUCCAUGCGCAUCGAGAAAAGGAGUGUCCAGCAGCCGCGGUGCUGAGACGGGCCCGUCCGCAAACAGCCUGACCAGGCGGCCGAGGGCUGGCAGCGCACACCAGCCGUACACUCCGCAGUCCAUGCUGGGAGCCGCUGGCAGCGCCUUAGUUUCUUCCAUUCGCUCCCUUCAUGGACGGUGAAUAAAAGGGGGCACGAUCCUCUCACGUCAGCUUUAUGUGGAUUCCAAUUCAUCACAAUUUCAGCUUUCAACCCCAAACUGCCCUGUUUGCUUGGCUGCAACUAUGCCUUUGGAAGUAGAGCUGAAAGAGUGUCCUCAGUUCCUGGCUCUUAGCUGGUUCCUGGUGGGGGGAGGGGAGGCACCCCCAGGCUGCAGGAGGGGAGAUGCCUAGCUCUGCCUUCCCCUUCGCUUUCAACCAGAGCUUGGGUCAGAGCAGUGGCUGAUGGCUGUUCGCCUCAGAGCUCGCCCAACCUUUCCUGUUUCUGGAGGUUCAAGGCAGGGGUCCCCUAGCCCUAACAUUAGCCCUAGGUGACGACGUAACCCUACCCUAGCCCUAGACUUAACCCUACCCUAACCCUAACCCUAACCCUGACCUUCGUUUUGUGGCCUAGCCCUCUGCCCAGAGCUUAAGGCAGCCACUCACGCACCUCUGUCUCCUCCCCCGACAGCCCAGCCUCGGGCUCACGAGGACAGAGAGGCUCCCUGGGCUCUAGGGACCGCCUCACCUCUCAGGUCCCACCUUCCCUUGGCCUGAGCCAACAUUCACCCACAUGGCAGUGCCCGGGGGGAGGUGACCUCGAGCCUCCCCCACCCGCUCCAGCCUUCCCAGGCCCCCAUGUUUUCAGCGAUUCCCAGGACAUGCUCCUCACCUACCUGGGUGGGUGUUUAAAACGCACUUCCUAGGGCACAACCCCUGAUCUUCUGGGGGCCAGGGAGACCAGAUCCCCAGGGCGGGCUCAGCUGGCCCCUCCUGUGUCCCUCAAAACAGUCACAGGCUUCACCCUCUUCUCCAUCAGCACCCCUGUGCCAGGCCAUCUGAGCCGCUCAGCUCCUUGUGCCUUAACCAUUCCCUUAACCCUCACCCCAGCCCUAAGCCUGACCAUAGCCUUGCCCUAGCCCUAACCAUACCCCUUAGCCCUAGCCCUGAGCCUAAUCAUAGCCUUGCCCUAGCCCUAACCAUACCCCUUAGCCCUAGCCCUGAGCCUAAUCAUAGCCUUGCCCUAGCCCUAACCAUACCCCUUAACCCUAGCCCUGAGCCUAAUCAUAGCCUUGCCCUAGCCCUAACCAUACCCCUCAUCCAGAGCAGCCCUGCAGGCAGCACGGGCGGGCGUCACAAAGGCACCCGGCUCCAGAGGACACUGGGAGGCGGUGGCUCAGGCCCCUGUACGGGGCUUGGCGAUCGGAAUAAAACUGCUAUCCCCCGGCUGAUGUGAAGGGCACAGGUGAAGUUUCUUGCGCUCCACACUCGGCCGUGGCUGAAAGCCCUGUGGUCACCAGGGCCACGUGCAGUCCCCGUGGGCAGGGCUCCCUGUGCCGGGUUUGGUCCUGUUCUUGUAAAACGGGUCAUAACCCUCAAUUGUGACAGGAGUGGGUCGCCCAGAGAGCAGGGUUCCGUUUGACUGACCAGGCGUAGAAUCGAUUGGUGUUGCCUUCCGGUGUGCCCUUGUGGCUUUGGGGAGAGUCGUGUCCGCGGAUAAAAGGGAAAAUAGUGCACCUACCUCGGCUGGUAAGGGGCUUCCUGGUGGGCGAUGAGCAGGGUCCGGGUGUCAGCCCGGCGCAGAGACAGCGGGGCCCUUACACCCACAUCUCCAGCGGGACAGCCUGCGCCCACACGCACAGCGCUCAGCGGUUUUCAGUUUUGAGUUGAAAUGGACUGAGCGCAAACGAUUCUUUGGAAGUAGGUGCUACAGCACCAAAUGCGCGGCAGCGUGAGGCAGUGAGCACGCUGCGCCGCUCACCGAGCACCCGCGCCAGGACCCCGGUGCCAGGACCGCGGACCGCCGUCGGGGAGGCCGGCCUCUGAGGGAGCUCCACCCCCCCCCCACCCCCCCACCCCCACCCCCGCACAGGCCGCAGCCCACAGAGCCCCCGAGAGGCUGUCCUGCUGAGGCCCCCAGAGCUGUGCAGCCUCGGUUGGGGAACUGCCAUGUUUCAGUCCCAGCUCAGUGUCGGGUUUACUUGCGUGACCCCGGGGAGGAGGUCUAAUGGUGGAGCCCGCGUUCACCCCACUCUUCCCAUCAGAGCUGGGCUGUUAGGCACCAAGCGCUCCCGCCCCUUCGCUCUGAAGAAAGUUGUCGCACAGACAAACGUUGCAAAAAACAUGUAAACCAACAACUGCCAAUAUAUGGGAAUGUGUUCUGAGAUCUUGAAAUAAAGGUAAUUUUCAGUUAAA